This is a messenger RNA of Prionailurus viverrinus (fishing cat), 789 nucleotides long. RefSeq names its product PAXX non-homologous end joining factor (gene PAXX). The transcript has 7 exons. The record is from RefSeq and is a predicted model, not a curated record. Gene Ontology annotation, cellular component: nucleus; nonhomologous end joining complex; site of double-strand break. NCBI's taxonomy places the organism in Eukaryota, Metazoa, Chordata, Mammalia, Carnivora, Felidae. Gene Ontology annotation, molecular function: molecular adaptor activity. Gene Ontology annotation, biological process: double-strand break repair via nonhomologous end joining. The coding region runs from base 9 to 632 and encodes 207 amino acids.
GCGGUGCUAUGGUGCCGCCGCCGCCUCUGUCGCCGCCUCUCUGCACGCUGCCGCCGGGGCCCGGGCCCCCGCGCUUCGUGUGCUAUUGCGAGGGGGAGGGAAGCGAGGACGGAGGCCGCGGCGGCUUCAACCUCUAUGUGACGGACGCCGCGGAACUCUGGAGCACCUGCUUCACGGCGGACAGCCUGGAGGCCCUCAAAGCCCGUUUGGGCCUGAGUGCGGCUGAGGAGAUCACCCCCCGGUUCAGGGCAGCCUGUGAGCAGCAAGCUGUGACUUUCGCCCUGCGGGAGGAUGGAGCAUCCCUAACCCUUUCCGGGGGGCCCUGGGCCCUGGAUUUUGAGCUCUCCAAGGUGCCGGGCCCAGAGGCAGCCUCCAGGUUGCAGGCACUGACACUGGGUCUGGCAGAGCAAGUGUGCAACUUGAAGAGGCAGCUGGCAGGCCUGCAGGUGACAGCCACCAGCCCCAAAAAGAGCCCUUGUCUGGCAGGGCCUCAGUUCUUCUUACCAGACCCGGACCCUCAGAGAGGUGGCCCUGGACUUGGGGUCAGGAGGCGGUGUCCAGGAGAGUCCCUCAUCAACCCUGGCUUCAAGAGUAAGAAACCAGCCAGUGGUGUAGACUUUGACAGCCCCUGAAGGCGCAGCACCAAGUGUGACCCUGCCGGGAGUCUGCUCAUGCGGUGGGGACAGCCCCUGAGACCCCACAGCCCGUCCUGCUGCCAGAGGGGAACAAACCUGCUCCUCGGACCCCUUCCCCAUUAAAUAAAUGGCUUCCUCAGGUGGAGGAAACGGC